This is a messenger RNA of Zingiber officinale, 1371 nucleotides long. RefSeq names its product enoyl-[acyl-carrier-protein] reductase, mitochondrial-like. Gene Ontology annotation, cellular component: mitochondrion. Bases 98 to 1216 code for a protein of 372 amino acids. The record is from RefSeq and is a predicted model, not a curated record. NCBI's taxonomy places the organism in Eukaryota, Viridiplantae, Streptophyta, Magnoliopsida, Zingiberales, Zingiberaceae. Gene Ontology annotation, biological process: fatty acid metabolic process. Gene Ontology annotation, molecular function: trans-2-enoyl-CoA reductase (NADPH) activity. The transcript is spliced from 10 exons.
CGUGUCGGUGUCAGGGGGGAAGGCGACCCACUGCAGGCGACAGCCACCGAUCUCUCCAUCGUUCGCAGCGAACGAGUGCCUAAACGAUCGCCCAUAAAUGGUGAUUCCCAGGCUGCUUCUGGGAUCGCUCAACUCGUCCCCGCUUCGUUCCCAGUGCUACCCCCUCUCGCGCCUCGCGUCGAGCAGCUUCCGAGCAUUCGCCACUAAGUUAUCCCCGCCGUCAAAGGCCAUCGUCUACGAGCAGCACGGGCCGCCGGAUAAAGUCACCAGGUUGAUUGAUCUACCACCAGUGGAACUGAAAGCAAAUGAUGUGUGUGUCAAGAUGCUCGCGGCUCCAAUCAAUCCUUCGGACAUCAAUAGGAUAGAAGGUGUUUACCCUGUUAGGCCUCCAGUACCUGCAAUUGGUGGAUAUGAGGGGGUUGGGGAAGUGUACUCAAUUGGAUCUGGAGUGAGUAACCUCUCAGUGGGUGAUUGGGUCAUACCAUCUCCUCCAUCCUUUGGAACAUGGCAGACUUAUGUUGUGAAAGAAGAGAAUGAUUGGCACAACAUAGAUAAGGGUGUUCCUAUGGAGUAUGCUGCCACUGUUACUGUAAAUCCUUUGUCUGCUUUGCGUAUGCUAGAAGAUUUCAUUAAGCUAACCCCUGGUGAUACAAUUGUGCAAAAUGGUGCUACUAGUAUUGUGGGACAAUGCAUCAUUCAGCUUGCUAAAAACCAGGGUGUUCAUAGUGUGAAUAUUGUGAGAGACAGAGUUGGAGCAGAGGAAAUUAAAGAAAAACUUCAGAAUCUUGGGGCAGAUAAGGUUUUCACUGAAAGCCAAUUAGAAGUGAAGAAUGUUAAGAGUCUCCUGGGUGAUUUGCCAGAACCUGCCUUAGGAUUCAAUUGUGUAGGGGGAAAUGCUGCCUCACUGGUCCUGAAGUUCUUGAGGCAUGGAGGCACUAUGGUAACUUAUGGAGGCAUGUCAAAGAAACCUGUUUUUGUUUCUACUUCAUCAUUCAUUUUUAAGGAUCUUUCCCUGCGGGGAUUCUGGUUACAGAAGUGGAUGAAUUCAGAGAAUGCAAAAGAAUGUAGAACAAUGAUCGACUACAUUUUGCGCUUGGUGAAGAGUGGCAGUUUCAAAUACGAAAUGGAGCUGGUUCCUUUUGACGAUUUCAAUGUUGCCUUGGACAAGGCACUUGGGAAAUUAGGCAGCCAUCCCAAACAAGUUAUCAAGUUCUAAUUUUCAGAAUGCAAACAAGUUCCUCUAUUUCAGCGCUCCAAGUGUUAGUCAGAACACUAAGCAUCUUGAUAUUUCACCACUUCUGAAGUUGAAAACGUUGUAGCAUCAAUAUUCAAGGUUGUUUCAAUUCUAAUCUAAAUUUUUAUUGUUCUUAA